AUGAGGCGGUGCACGGAGUGCCGCUCCAUGUACUCGCUCAUGUCGAUGCGGCAGAUGAACGACUCGUCGUCAAAGAGGAACUUCGCCAGCUGCUUGCACACCUCCGUCUUGCCAACGCCGGUGGGGCCGAGGAAGAGGAAGGAGCCAAGGGGGCGCUUGUGUGAGUGCAGCUCCGCACGUGAGAUGCGCACGACGUUCGUGAUGGAGGCGAUUGCCUCGUUCUGCCCCAGCACGCGCUUGCAGAGUUCGCUGUCCAUGUGGAUGAGCUUCUCCCGCUCGCCCGUCAUGAGUUUCUGCACCGGGAUGCCGGUGGCGCGGGCGAUGACCUGCGCAAUGUCGUUGGCGGUGACGGAGUCGUGCGUGAGGAAUCCCUCGACCUUCGUUGCCUGCUUAUCCACCUCGAUCUCCUUCUUCAGGGCGGGGAUUCGGCCGUGGAGGAUCUCGCUGGCCCGCGCGAAGUCGCCCUCCGUGCGUGCCUGCUCGUAG
This is a messenger RNA of Trypanosoma grayi, 486 nucleotides long. RefSeq lists its product as hypothetical. The coding region runs from base 1 to 486 and encodes 161 amino acids. The transcript has a single exon. Lineage: Eukaryota; Euglenozoa; Kinetoplastea; Trypanosomatida; Trypanosomatidae. The record is from RefSeq and is a predicted model, not a curated record.